Aspergillus ruber CBS 135680 is the source of this 1460-nucleotide messenger RNA. RefSeq lists its product as uncharacterized. Bases 296 to 1195 code for a protein of 299 amino acids. The transcript has 2 exons. NCBI's taxonomy places the organism in Eukaryota, Fungi, Ascomycota, Eurotiomycetes, Eurotiales, Aspergillaceae. The record is from RefSeq and is a predicted model, not a curated record.
AGGAGCCAAGGGUAGAGGGGAGAGAACGCUGUCGACCAGGAACCAGAACCACUCUGCGGACUGAGUGGAACGAAGUACUGCAAAUUCAGACGAGGACCUUCCCUUUUCAGCAAACGUGAAGCUUUCGAGUCAAGUGAUCAACCUCAUCCGUGACGUCAGCCCUCGCUCCUCCUGUUCGGCGGCCGUUCUUCACCCCUGAAAAAGCCGAACUUCCCCAGAUCCGCGAAUCGCUGUUUGAAACAUUGGCCAUCUUAGCAGCUGUGCUAAUAUACUAGCUGCUCAUACAUGCAUGAAAAUGGACCCCUGGCAACGAAACCUCCGCAUGAUGCACCAUCUCAACGAAUUCCUCGAUCUCGACUCGGCCGAAUCCAACGUCGUCGAUGAAUUCGUUUCUCUCUUCAACGCGAUUCGAGAAGGUCUCACGCACAUUGACGAUGAUUUCCAGAUCCCCGAUUCACAUAUCAAUAUGCUCUUCCUGUCGAAAUUGAAAUCGCGACUGGAAUGGGCCGAUUGGGCGACGGCUUUGCUGCGCGAUCCGCAGGUAAAUGGUUCUGACUCGACGGCGCGGAUCUCGUUUCAGGAAUUGGCCCGCUGGGCUAGAGAAGAAGAGAAUGCAAUUCGGGUGCGAGAGAAAGAGGAAAAUGAGGAUGAUCAUGACUCGGGGAUUGAGUUACCGGUUCAACCGCCGCCGUCAACGUUGCCGGCUGAUCAUGAGAGCGCGAUUGAUCCGAUGGGUUGGGGUGGUGCUGCGCCGAGGAUACAGAGCAGAUCCCGCGCACUUACCCAGGAUGAGAUCAACGCAUUUGUCGUCCAGAAGAUGGACCAGGAAGGGCUCUACAGAAGCGCGAAUACCAAAGGCCACCGCAAACGACCUAGUCAAGAGGAAAUCAACCAAUACGUGGCUGAGCAGAUGCGCAAAGAACAGGAUCGGGGAAUGCGAGCGCGAAGCUACAGCCAGCCAGAGCCAAGUAUUGCAAAUCGUAACCACCAAGAGCAACACAUGCGACGUCAGCAGUCGGCACGAGUCCCCCGUUGCAGGUUCUGCAGUGACCUCCAUCCGUCGGAUCGUUGUUGGCGCCGUUGGAGAGUUGCUGUCGAGGCACCCCAGGCUAACUUCUUCCCUAAGCGAGUGGAAUACCGUACUGAAGUUCCUGGUCAACCGCCCAUGUAUCGCACUGGGUUCACUCUCUACUGAACGCAUUUUCCUUUGUCUUUGCAUUGUCCUCUUCUGUCCUUUCUUCUGCUUCCCUGCUGCCUUUUGCUUUCUUCUCUUUUACUUAUUCUGCUAGCUGAGCAUGGCGUUUUGGAUCUGUUAUAUCUGUCUGCAAAAACACUGAUAUCCGGCUGCCGGACAGCCAACUUUUCUUUUGUAUAUCCAUUCAUCUAUCUACCUAUUCUCAAUGAUAUUUAAGAACGAACUCAGAACAUACCAGUGGCCCGAUGGUACGGAAGUGUUGGGA